Messenger RNA from Adineta steineri, 1716 nucleotides. Lineage: Eukaryota; Metazoa; Rotifera; Eurotatoria; Adinetida; Adinetidae. The record is from the annotation of a GenBank genome assembly.
AUGCCACCACAAAAACGACACUUAUUUCAGGUUAAUCGUCAUGUGCAAGCGUCUAUAAUGCUAUUAUCAGUCAUGGAAGGUGCCGAACUCGAUCUCAAUAAUACAAUUUCUUCAACCUCAAAACCAAUAACAACUACAACAACAACAUCAUCAUCAACACUAUCGACUUCAGAUGAUUAUGAUAAAGAUCUUCAAUUAGCUGCCGAACUUGGUCGAUGUUUACUCGAACGAAAUCAAGAAUUACAAAACUAUAUAAAUGUUCUACAAAAACAAAUUGACGAUGAACAAUGUGAUAUAAAAUUAUUGCAUGUCAAACUUGAAUCAACUCGUGAACAACUCGACACGAAAUGCAAACAAACUGAAAUAUUGGAUGCAACAAAUUUCGAUCUGGAGCGAGAACUUGCUCAACAACGACGAGACAAUGAAAGAGAACGACAACGUAUUAAAGAGUUAUCUGAUCUAUGUGAAAAGACACGUAAACAAUGUCUUGAAAUUGAACAUGAAUACGAAGCAUUUCGAUUGAAACAAUUCGAAACCCAUCAUUUUCCUAAACAAUACAAUUCUUCUGUACAAACAUCGAAGAAAUCAAAUAAAUUACGACGUUCUCAAUCAUUUAGUUUAAAUUUAGCACAUGAUUCAUCGUUAACGGAUGUAUCAACAUCUUCAAAUAUCUUUGAUAUUUCAUCGGCAUCAAUAUUUAAAACACAUCUUACUGAAUUAAAAACACGUAUUAAAUCAUUGACAUCCGAUUGUUCAACAUUAAAUGAUAAACUUCAUCAAUCUGAACAAGAAAAACGUUAUUUAAAUGAUCGUAUUACACUACUCGAACGGCAACGUCGUGACGAUAAUGAUUCAUUUCAACAUGAAUUAAAUCAUUGUAGAAAAUUAUUAGAAAAACAUAUCAAUAAUGAAAAUUUAAAUCCAAUAUUAACAAAUUUUCAUUCACCACCUGAACAUGAAGUUUCAUUAUAUGAUGAAGUUUUAUUUGAAAAUAAAAAAUUAAAUAAUAAACAAUCGUAUGAAAUGACAAACUAUAAAGAUUUAUUCGCAAGUGUCUAUCAAAAAUUAAAGAUAAUUAAAAAUGAUUCAUUAACAGCAUGUACAACACCAACAUUUUCAAACUUAACUGUUCAAUCGAAUUUCAGUUUACAUAAUUUUCUUGGUAUAUGGUAUGAAAUCAAAGCAUAUAUAAAUGAAACAAACACUGGAUUUGAUGUAUGGCAUGAUUUUUCACAAUCAUUUCAACUAGAGACUAAUUCUAGCGAACGUCUUCUUGUUUAUGGUAAAGCACGAUUAACGCAAGAAGACCAAUGUUUUUCAUUUGGUCCAUGGUUAUUAAUUGCAAAUGAUAGUGCUAAAAUGAUUCAAGUUGAAAAAAACGAACUUACUUAUACUACCGAUCUCUAUUGGCCAUACUAUAUUUUGAAAACGGACUAUAAUCAUUACGCAUUAAUUUAUAGAUGUAAGACAAAGAAUUAUAGACUUAAUGAUCCAUGUGAUGAUCCAACUGUAUGGGUAUUUAGUCGUACAAGAUCAUUAUCAAAUGAAUAUGCAAAAGAACUUGAUACUUAUAUUGAAAAUAUAUUAUGUAUGAAUGUAACUAAUUUUGAAAUAAUUUCACAUCGAGAAAAAUCAUGUUAUAUGAACUCUGUAUUAAAUUUAAAAUUUUAUUUAAUGAAUAUUAUUCUUUGUUUAAUUUUACUUGUUUUUGUAUAA